UGUGCGGAUGCGGAGCUGGUUGCCGGUUUGGAGUGCGCAGCCGCCGCUGGUGCCCUGUCGUCCGUCGGGUGGAGCGGCUGAGGUCUGACAGUUGUUGGGUGGAGGCGAGGGCAGGAAGGGGAGAGCGAGAGAUGAGCCGUUCGGCGCCGCUGUGGGUUCGUUAAGCGGCUGGUGUGCUCACUGAGCUCGGCCGGCAGGAUGAAUUGGAUUUUCCCGUCGUCCAAAGGCAGCGGUGGUGGCUCCGGGCACCUGCAGCCUCUCACCAGUUUACAGCAGCAGCGCCAGCGGCAGAUCGAGUCGGUGAAGAGCUCGCAUAGCAGUAUAGUGGAAAUACAGAAGGAUGUGGAAUACAGACUACCGUUUACAAUAAACAAUAAAACAAUCAAUUUAAACAUCUUACUUCCUCCUCAGUUUCCACAAGAGAAGCCUGUGAUCACAGUUUUCCCUCCAGUGAGGCACCAUCUAGUAGACAUACAUUCUGCGAAAUAUGUGCAAAGCCCACUAAUUACAAAUUUCACAAUGCAUUCAGACCUUGGAAAAAUCAUUCAGACGAUCCUUGAAGAAUUUUGGAAGAACCCUCCAGUGUUGGCUUCAAGCUCACCAUCCUUUCCAUAUUGUUUUAGUGGUCCUGCUGCUGUGGCUCCUUACUCCCCUCAGGGAUAUCCAUUUAUUCCACCAUAUCCUACUCAGGAGUCUACAGUUUCGUGUCCUCCGGAUUCAGUUACAGGCCCAGGCUUUAGUAGCUCUAGACCUGCUGCUCCUACUUAUGGAUUGAUUACAGAUUUGCCUUUACCAGUUCCCACAACUGACUCAUCAGAACAGUUAGGUUUGAAUGGUCAUAGUUACAAGAUGCCAGAUCUCCCUGACCACUUUGCAGAGCUCCAUGAACUCAGUACUGCACAAUUGACUGAUUUAAAUGAGAAUGAAGUUUUGCUACUGGAGCAUUUCAUCAGUUUGCCACAAUUGAAACAGAUCUGCACGGACAAAGAUGAUCUGAUUAAUUACAUCGAGGAGCUAGCAAAAAAAAACCUACAACUUGAACCUAAGCUGGAAGCAGAAAGACAAGAGCUGUUAGAUAAAUAUGAUCAGCUAACUCAACUGAAAAGUAAUUUUGAGAAAAAAUUGCAAAGACAACAUGAACUAAGUGAGAGCUGCAGUUUAAGUGCCCUGCAGGCCAGGUUGAAAGUAGCAGCUCAUCAAGCAGAAGAAGAAUCUGAUGUGAUUGCUGAUGAAUUCCUCGAAGGCAAAGUUGAAAUUGAUGAUUUUCUCAACAGCUUCAUGGAUAAAAGGACACUUUGUCACUGUAGACGGGCAAAGGAAGAGAAGCUUCAGCAUUUAAUGACACAGCAUGGACAGUACCUCACAUAAUAGCAGUUUUAGGUUUGAAUUGAAAUGCCUAUUCUGGACAAGAUGGAAUACAUUUAACUGCGAAAUGAAAAUUACAGCUGUAUCAGUACAUUUGAUGAAUGUUAUAUAGCAUGAUCUUUUGAAAUGAUGUUUUUGUAAAAUGUUUCCAGUAUUAAAAUGCAGUUCAAAAUAAUCAAAAUUUAACUAAAUUUGUUCCCGUAUGAUUUCAAUAUUCUUGGUAAAUACUGUUAAGUUUGUAAGUAAUAACUGUGGAUUCCUGUAUUAAAUAUAGCAUUAAUCUGUAAAUACUGAUAAUUGCACUGUUGCUUUAAUCUUCAAAAACAGCUUUCAACUGGUUUUGGUGAAACAAACUGAAAAUUCAGCUCAGUAUAAGAAUUCGACAUUGCUGUGGCACUCUGUAGGUUGCAACAAGCAGUCUCAAGGUCAUACUGAAAUAUUUUAUAUAACUUAAAACUAGAUGAAAAUCAUUUACUUUGUAAAACAUCUGAAGUAAUGUCUACAUACUCUUUAAAAUUCACUUUAAUUAUGGAAAUGCCACAAGCUACAUCACAUUUUUGUAUUUAUUUAAUACAUUAAGCAUAUCAAGAUGUUACAGUAAUGUAAUAUUUUUCUAUUUAUAACAUGGUAAGAUAUCACCGGAUUGCCAGGAACAAUAAAUAGC
Messenger RNA from Hemiscyllium ocellatum (epaulette shark), 2029 nucleotides. It is a transcript of the gene vps37a, whose product is annotated as VPS37A subunit of ESCRT-I. The record is from RefSeq and is a predicted model, not a curated record. Lineage: Eukaryota; Metazoa; Chordata; Chondrichthyes; Orectolobiformes; Hemiscylliidae. The transcript has 12 exons. Bases 199 to 1368 code for a protein of 389 amino acids. Gene Ontology annotation, cellular component: ESCRT I complex. Gene Ontology annotation, biological process: ubiquitin-dependent protein catabolic process via the multivesicular body sorting pathway; protein targeting to membrane; protein targeting to vacuole.